This is a messenger RNA of Pseudonaja textilis, 589 nucleotides long. The record is from RefSeq and is a predicted model, not a curated record. NCBI's taxonomy places the organism in Eukaryota, Metazoa, Chordata, Lepidosauria, Squamata, Elapidae.
AUGACAGCAAAAGAUUCUUCUAGGGAACUUGGUGCUCCGGAGACUGAUAUUUAUAUAAAGACUUUCAAAGAACAAAUGCAUUUAGAACUUGAGCUGCCCAGAGUGUCCGGGAACAGAACCACUUCUCCGAAAAUAUCUCCCCGCAGUUCUCCAAGGAACUCUCCAUGCUUUUUCAGAAAGUUGCUGGUGAAUAAAAGCAUCCGUCAACGUCGACGUUUCACAGUGGCACAUACAUGCUUUGAUGUUGAAAAUGGCCCCUCACCUGGUCGUAGCCCACUUGAUCCUCAGGCUGGCUCUUCUUCAGGGCUUGUGCUCCACACCACAUUUCCAGGGCAUAGCCAACGUAGAGAGUCAUUUCUUUAUCGGUCGGACAGUGACUAUGACCUGUCACCAAAGACCAUGUCACGGAAUUCUUCUGUUCCAAGUGAACAACAUGGGGAUGACCUGAUAGUGACACCAUUUGCGCAGGUCUUGGCAAGUUUAAGAAGUGUAAGAAAUAAUUUUACAAUACUGACUAAUCUGCAGGGAACAUCAAACAAGAGGUCUCCAGCAGCAAGUCAGCUACCCAUCUCCAAAGUAAACAUUCAAG